Molecule: messenger RNA, 2156 nt
Organism: Penaeus vannamei (Pacific white shrimp)
Lineage: Eukaryota; Metazoa; Arthropoda; Malacostraca; Decapoda; Penaeidae
Source: RefSeq, a predicted model, not a curated record
GUUAAGGAGGUGUCUGACUUCAGUUCCCAAUAUGGUAGUGAUGGUUCAAUAUCAUAUGUUGCAAAUAAUGUAAUUGGGAAACCAGCACUCUAUCCUGAGUAUGGAGACUUUUCAGCAGCAUAUUGCAUGAGGAGUUAUGGCAAAUGGUGGACAAAAUGUGAAUCAUCCACACAUCCUAUCGAUGAUCCUCGGCCAUUGUUACCUCCAAGUGUUGAUUUCAUUGAUGUGAGAUAUGAAAUUGCUGUGUAUCCUAUCAGGAUUGAUUUCUAUGAAACCUACAAUCCUGGUAGUGUGGUACGAGUAUGGGGUUCCUUAGAAGGGCAAGGUUGGGUGCUCUUGUGGUCGGAGAGGCACAGCUUGGCUUACUCUGCUGAGAAUAGAAUUGAUCAACGUUGCCACAAUUACUAUUCUGCACUUGAUGCCAUCCUCUUAGUGGGCUCUACACACACAUCAAGUAAACAGCAUUUGACCUUUCAAGAAACCAUUACAUCACAGAUCAUGAAACUAGGUCUACACAACAUAGCAAGAGAAGCAGAAUUCAUGGAUGAAUGUGAGACUGAGUCCAGCACAAAAGAAGUAAUUAAUGAUGAAAUAAGUGAGAGCAAAUUACAGGACUUAGUGGAUGAGGGUACAAGUGGAGGUUACUUUGACAUGUUGCCUGAGGAACUCAUUAUUCACAUUUUGAAAGAACUGGAUAUAAGAAGCCUAUGUCGCUUGGCCCACACCUGCAAACUGCUUCAGAAGUACACUUCAGAUCCCUUCUUAUAUAUUAGACUGAAUCUCAAGAACUGUUGGUGGUUGGUGAGCAAUGCCACCCUAGAAUGUCUUUCAUCCAGAUGCUUGCUUCUACAGUCUCUUGACCUUUCAUGGUGUGGUCCCUACAAUGCUCUUGACACUGAAACAUUUAUGGAAUUCAUCCACACGUGUGGAAGACAGCUCACCAUAUUGCGUCUCAAUAACUGUCACUUCAUUGAUAAUUAUUGCCUCUAUAUGAUUGCUAAUGUCUGUCUCAAUCUGGAAGAAUUGAGCAUGGCCAACUGCUUCAAAGUCGAUCAUCUUGGUUUUGGGGAACUGAAGAAAGCAAGAUGUUUAAGUCGAUUAGAUUUGUCUCGAACACAUCGAUUCCAUACACUGCAACUGUUACUACAACAUGCUGGUCAACUUCGCCAUCUUAGUCUGAAUAAUUGCACUCAGCUUGAUAUGGAUGAGGUUGCGCUGACACUGGCUACCUUUAGCCGUGACCUGAUAUCACUUGGUGCAUGGAAGACUCACGGUCUCACAGCCAGAGGUCUUCGUGCUUUGGCUUGCAUUCCAACACUCCAAGAUCUUGACUUGGGUUGGGCGUUGUCAGGAGUUAUAACUGAGGGUCUGGGUGAGUUAGUACGAGGAUGUCGAGGACUGAAGCGAAUUUAUCUUACUGCAUUGAGAACACUAACAGACCAUGACCUACAUCACUUGAUGACACACUCUCAUGGACUCACACAGCUUGACAUCAUGGGCACAAGAAAUGUUACUCCAGAAGCUGUGCACAGAUUACUGCAGAGCUGCCAACAUUUGGAAUUACUUGAUGUCAGUUUUUGUGAACAAAUUCAUGUUACAUACAUACAUCAGUGGAAUUCACAGUUCCCAAAAGUUGCCAUCAAAGGGGGACUGAAGCACCAAGUUCGAAUUGUGUGAAAAGGACAUCUCAGUGAGGAAAUAUAUUUAUUAUAUUUAUGAUUUUUUAUUAUUAUUAUUUUAUUUUAUUUUAUUUUAUUUUUUCUGUGUGAUUUAGAUAUUGAAUGUUAAUUGAGAAGUUAAUGGUUUUCCUUAAUCAAAAAAUUAAUUGUCAAUGGAUUUUGAAUAUGAAUAAGGAACCAUAAACAUUACAAUUAAGACUCUUAACUGAUAUACCAGUCUAAACUUAUGGUAUGAAGUUAAUACAGGUAAUCCUCGGUUUACAGUGCCCAUUUGGUGUAUAUUGCUCUAGCAUGAUUUUUUUUAUGGCUCCAGUUUUUUUCUUCUCUUUCUUUACCAUGUAAAUUAUUCAAAAUAACAUUAUUUUUUAGCUAAGGUUUUGUGCGUCAGUGAGCAUUUCUCAGGACAUGGAACACGUCUUGUGCCUUCCCUCCCCACUAGUUCCGCCCAUGCAACACUUAUUUUGGCCAUUGCCCACC